This is a messenger RNA of Micromonas pusilla CCMP1545, 475 nucleotides long. RefSeq lists its product as uncharacterized. Lineage: Eukaryota; Viridiplantae; Chlorophyta; Mamiellophyceae; Mamiellales; Mamiellaceae. The coding region runs from base 1 to 405 and encodes 134 amino acids. The record is from RefSeq and is a predicted model, not a curated record. The transcript has a single exon.
AUGCCGACGGUGACGGGGGCGCUGUUGUCGAUGUUGAAACUUCGCCCGCCGGAUCCGGUGCUCGCGCUGAGCGAGUAUCUGCUUCGUAAGGACCGCGAGGCGGAGUUUGGGGAGGAAGCGGAGAGGCAGAGCGCGAAGGCGAUCGAGCGGGCGGUGUACGAGGAGGCGAAAGCCGCGGAGGCGGCGGCGAAGCUGGAGAUUUCGAGGAAGAAGGCGGAGGAGGCGAGGCGCGCCAUCAAGCCUCGGAGCGUCGUCCGGGUGGUCCCGAAGUUGCCGCCCAAGACGUUGAGACCGCCGCCUUCGCCUUCCGAGGUUCCCGAGGGCGGCGGAGGCGAGGGCGGCGGCGAGGGCGACGAGAACAGCGGCGAGCCCGUCGCGGCGCAGCCCGAGCCCGUCGCCGCGUGAUGUGAGCGCGCGACGACGCACAGUGUACGUCUUUAGCCGUUGGUAUACCUUAUUAACGCUCGCCGCUCGC